UCUCUAUAUCUCUCCUUGUCUUUCUCAGUGGAAGGGUUUGGUUAGUAUCGAAAAAUUAAGGGUUAGGGUUCUGGUUCAUCCAUGGCUUCUUCUUCUUCUGAGCCUGGAUUGAAGGUUGAAGGUGGAGGAGGAAGUGGAAGUGGAGGAGGAGGAAGUGGAAGUGGAGGGGGAGAAGCUUCAGAUGCAGUUUUAGCGAACGAUCAGCUUUUACUCUAUCGAGGACUGAAGAAAGCUAAGAAGGAAAGAGGGUGUACUGCCAAGGAGAGGAUCAGCAAAAUGCCGCCUUGUGCUGCGGGAAAGAGGAGCUCAAUUUACAGAGGAGUUACCCGGCAUAGAUGGACGGGACGCUAUGAAGCACAUCUUUGGGACAAAACUACCUGGAACCAAAACCAGAAUAAGAAGGGAAAGCAAGUUUACUUGGGUGCAUAUGAUGAGGAAGAGGCUGCAGCUAGAGCAUAUGAUCUUGCUGCUCUAAAAUAUUGGGGCCCUGGGACACUAAUUAAUUUUCCAGUCAGUGACUAUUCAAGAGAUCUUGAAGAGAUGCAAAAUGUGUCGAGAGAAGAAUACCUUGCCUCUCUUAGAAGAAAAAGUAGUGGUUUUUCAAGAGGGAUGUCUAAAUAUCGUGCACUCUCCAGGCCAUCACAAAGUAAUCUAUGGGAGCCAUCCUUUGGUCGUAUGACUGGCCCCGAGUACUUUAACAGCAAACAGUAUGGUGCCAGUGAGGAUGCGGCAAUAGAAAGUGAAUACACAGGUGGUUUUUGUAUUGAGAGGAAAAUUGAUCUAACAAAUUACAUCAAGUGGUGGGGACCCAAAAAGAUACGUCGAACAGAUGCUCCCACUAAAUCAUCAGAAGAAGCUAAACAGAGAGGUUCAGAAGAUGUUGGUAGUGAGCUUAAAACACUAGAGUGGGCCAUACAGUCCACUGAGCCAUACCAGAUGCCUCAGUUGGGACUCUCCCAUGAAGGCAAAAAGAAAAAAGGUUCACCAGUGUCAGCAUUGAGCAUCUUGUCACGGUCUCCUGCAUACAAGAGUUUGCAAGAGAAAGCGUUAAAAAAGAAGGAUAAAGAAGAGAACGAUGAGAAUGAAAACAAUAUCUCUACGACCAUUAGAACUACCGCAGCCACCAACAACGACGACGACAACAGCAACAACAAAAACAAGAAGAUAGACUAUGGCAAGGCAGUUGAGAAAUCAGCAAGUGGUGAUGGUGGUAGUGAUAGAGUGGAAGUUCCAUUAGGCAUGAGUGCAAUGCCUCAUCCUAGGACAUUGUAUCCGUUGGCACCAUUCUUGUCAGCACCGCUUGUGACCAACUACAAUUCCAUUGAUCCCUUAGCAGAUUCUAUUCUGUGGAGUUCUUUAGUUCCCGUCUUUCCAACCGGACUUCCUCGCACUACAGAGGUUACAAAGACUGAGACUAGUUCAACAUAUACUUUCUUUCAUCAGGAGGAAUGAAGAUGCUAAAAUUCUCCAUAAAGUUACUACAUGCAUGUAGAAAAUAUAUUGUUUGAGAAGUUUUGUUGAUGCUUUUGAAGCUUUCAGUUGUAUUUAAUAGAGCUGUAAAAAGGAAAAAGAAAGUUUGUGAAUUUUGUGUUGGGAAUAGCGUUGACAUUCUCCUCCGUGCUAAUAAUAGUAUAAAGUUGUGUUCAAACAAUGCAUUUGUUGGGGAUGUUCAUAGGAAAAGAAUGUAUGAAAGAUAGUCGAUCUGUGAGAACGUAUGUUUAGUAGCUUUAAAUAUCUGGAUUCUAGAGAAAUGAGAGUUCCAUUGAUCAGCUAUUGCUUAAAGGACAUUUUUU
Messenger RNA from Telopea speciosissima, 1793 nucleotides. RefSeq names its product AP2-like ethylene-responsive transcription factor At2g41710. Gene Ontology annotation, molecular function: DNA-binding transcription factor activity; DNA binding. Bases 82 to 1452 code for a protein of 456 amino acids. NCBI's taxonomy places the organism in Eukaryota, Viridiplantae, Streptophyta, Magnoliopsida, Proteales, Proteaceae. The transcript has 9 exons. The record is from RefSeq and is a predicted model, not a curated record. Gene Ontology annotation, biological process: regulation of DNA-templated transcription.